AGAGCACAGCUCCUCCCGGGCCCUUAGUAAGCCAGCCGAGGGAAGCUCAGAACUCUCUGCUCCUCCAUGCUCUGGAUGAUAGCCAAAGACAGCUGAAUCCCGCCCUGCCCGUUUUUGUGCGCCCUGCCGCCCCGCCGUUUGCUGCCUGCCGGACCCCGCCACGUCGCCGGAUCCAGCCGUGCGCCGCCGGACCCGAGCAAUGACGCAAGGCAUACAGACCGAUGACACAGGCACCCGGCCGGCCGUCUCCAGGAAAACCAAAGACAAACAGAAAAAAAAACCUGCUCUGGAGUUGGAAGCGAAAGCCGCUGAGGAGGAGGAAAAUGAGACUGAGAAAUCAUCUGGGAAAAAUAAGAAACACAAAGGGAAGAAUGGAAACAAUGAGAAAAAAGACGGCGACAACCAAGGGAAAACGAAGAAAGGGAUUGAGAGAAGAAACAAAACAAACAAACGCCAUGCAUUCAAAGCAAAGGGUGACGCAUCCAGUGUCAAAAUGGAGACUGAAGAUGAAGACUUUGUACCGGUGAAAAAGCCAGAAAAACAAGCCAAAAAGAGGGCGAGACAGAGGGCGGCUGAUGAAGAUGACUUCAAGUCGAAGAAGAAAAUAAAGAUUGAGAAAGAUGAAGAGCAACCAAGAAAGAAGACGACGAGCAAGCUGGAUGGGAAGCAGAACAAGAUAAAGAAUGAACCAAAAGAAGAGGGCGAUAAAAAGCCCAAAAAAAAAACGCAGGAAGAAAGGGAGGCGGCUGCGGCGCUUAAGGUGAAGAAGAAGGAAGAAGAGGAGCAGAAGCGCUGGCGAUGGUGGGAGGAAGAGAAGUAUGAAGACGGGAUCAAAUGGAAAUUCCUGGAACAUAAGGGCCCUGUGUUUGCUCCACCCUACGAUCCCCUGCCGCAGAAUGUGAAGUUUUAUUACAACGGGAAGCCAUUACCGCUCAGCGCUCAGACUGAAGAAGUGGCCAGUUUCUUUGUCAAGAUGUUGGACCAUGAAUAUACCACGAAAGAGGUCUUCCGGAAUAACUUCUUCACGGACUGGAGAAAGGAAAUGACCCUUGAGGAGCGGAUGGUGGUAGAAGACUUGGCCAAAUGUGACUUUACCGAAAUGUUUACUUACUACAAGGGAUUAAUGGAGGAGAAGAAAAACAGGAGCAAAGAAGAUAAACUGAAACUGAAGGAGGAGAAUGAGAAACUUCAGGAGGAGUUUGGCUACUGCGUUAUGGAUCAUCACAGAGAACGCAUUGGAAACUUCAAAGUUGAGCCCCCAGGUUUGUUCCGUGGAAGAGGUGACCACCCCAAGCAGGGAAUGCUGAAGAAGCGAAUUCUACCAGGAGAUGUUAUAAUAAACUGCAGCAAAGACUCAAAAAUUCCUGAGCCCCCUACUGGGCACAAGUGGAAAGAGGUCCGUCAUGACAACACUGUAACGUGGCUUUCAUCGUGGACCGAGAAUGUGCAAGGAUCGGUCAAGUACGUGAUGCUCAAUGCAAACUCCAAGCUGAAGGGGGAAAAAGAUUGGGAAAAGUACGAAGUUGCCAGAAAAUUGAAAAACCACGUUGACAAAAUAAGGAGAACCUAUCGGGAGAACUUCAAAUCGAAAGAGAUGAAGAUACGACAGAGAGCCGUAGCCCUAUAUUUUAUUGACAAGCUGGCCCUGAGAGCUGGUAAUGAAAAGGAAGAAGGGGAGACGGCUGACACUGUAGGUUGUUGUUCGCUGAGAGUAGAACAUAUUAAACUUUACCCAGAACUCGACGGAGAGAAACACGUGGUUGAGUUCGACUUCCUCGGUAAAGAUUCCAUCCGGUACUACAACAAAGUUCCAGUGGAAAAAAAGGUGUUCAGAAACCUCCAGCUGUUUAUGGAGAAUAAGCAGGAGGGAGAUGAUCUAUUUGACAGACUGAACACGCCAUUGUUGAACAAACACCUACAGGCCCUGAUGGAAGGACUGACGGCGAAGGUUUUCAGGACAUACAACGCCUCCAUCACACUGCAGCAGCAGCUCCAGGAGCUCACAGACCCGGAGGAAAGCGUACCAGAAAAGAUCUUGUCUUACAACAGAGCCAACAGAGCGGUUGCUAUACUUUGCAACCAUCAGAGGGCGCCACCAAAAACAUUUGACCAAUCUAUGUCUAAUCUGAGAGCCAAGAUUGAGGCCAGGAAAGAACAGAUUUCUCUGGCUAAAAAGGAGCUGAAGGAAGCUAAGAAGGAAGCGAAAGAGAACGAGAGCGAGAAGCUCCGGAAGCUCGUGGAAAGUAAGAAGAGGGCCGCUGCGAGAGCGGAGGAACAACUCAUGAAGCUGGAGGUGCAGGCAACGGACAGGGAAGAAAAUAAGCAGAUUGCCUUGGGCACCUCCAAGCUAAACUACCUGGAUCCCAGAAUCUCUGUGGCCUGGUGCAAGAAAUGGGCCGUCGGCCUUGAGAAAAUCUACAACAAGACGCAGCGGGACAAGUUUGCGUGGGCGAUCGAUAUGACAGAGACGGACUUUUUCUUCUAAUCAGAUGCUUUUCCUUCCUCUAGUGUUAGGAAGCUCUUAUAUCCGGCUCCUGAAAUCUGCACUUUGUUUUAUUAUGCACUGAUAUUUAUUGUGUUUUUAAAAAAAUGCUAAUUAAACUUUUUAUAUGCACAAA
Molecule: messenger RNA, 2618 nt
Organism: Pseudophryne corroboree (corroboree frog)
Lineage: Eukaryota; Metazoa; Chordata; Amphibia; Anura; Myobatrachidae
Product: DNA topoisomerase 1-like
Exons: 20
Coding region: 200-2485 (761 amino acids)
Biological process (GO): DNA topological change; chromosome segregation; DNA replication
Cellular component (GO): chromosome; nucleolus
Molecular function (GO): DNA binding; DNA topoisomerase type I (single strand cut, ATP-independent) activity
Source: RefSeq, a predicted model, not a curated record